AUGGCCACUGCCGAUCCUGUAGCACAACCUGAGCUGCCUCUUGCUUCGGCAGGUAACAUCUCACCGGAAUUUGAUCCCGAGAAAGUCACAGUUGUAUACAUCCUUGGUGGCCCUGGUUCUGGAAAGGGCACUCAAUCAGCCAACCUUGUACGAGACUACGGCUUCGUGCAUCUCUCGGCAGGCGAUUUACUGCGAGAGGAGCAAAAUACCGAGGGCAGCGAGUAUGGAGAUUUGAUUAAAAACUAUAUCAAAGACGGCCUAAUUGUGCCUAUGGAGAUCACGGUCAAAUUGCUGGAAAAUGCCAUUCGUGCCAGUCUGGACAAGGCCGGUAGCGACUCAGGCAAAUUUUUGAUUGAUGGGUUCCCACGAAAAUUGGACCAGGCUAUCUUCUUCGAGGAAUCUGUCUGUCCUUCUAAGUGCACCCUCUUCCUUGACUGUCCGGAAGAUGUCAUGAGGGAGCGGUUACUGAACAGAGGCAAGACCAGUGGCAGAAUUGAUGACAACGAGGAAAGCAUAGUCAAACGCUUUCGAACUUUUCUGGAAACCAGUAUGCCAGUGGUGGACCUGUUUGACAAAGAAGGACGAGUCAUCAAUGUCUCGGCCACGGGUUCAGUUGGCGACGUAUACGAGAACGUGGUCAAGGGUUUGGCAAGCAAAGGGCUCUCUCCAAGCUAG
Exophiala bonariae is the source of this 675-nucleotide messenger RNA. RefSeq lists its product as uncharacterized. The record is from RefSeq and is a predicted model, not a curated record. Bases 1 to 675 code for a protein of 224 amino acids. Gene Ontology annotation, molecular function: UMP kinase activity; ATP binding. Gene Ontology annotation, biological process: 'de novo' pyrimidine nucleobase biosynthetic process; UDP biosynthetic process; CDP biosynthetic process. The transcript has a single exon. Lineage: Eukaryota; Fungi; Ascomycota; Eurotiomycetes; Chaetothyriales; Herpotrichiellaceae. Gene Ontology annotation, cellular component: cytoplasm; nucleus.